This is a messenger RNA of Grammomys surdaster, 3291 nucleotides long. It is a transcript of the gene Cacna2d1, whose product is annotated as calcium voltage-gated channel auxiliary subunit alpha2delta 1. Gene Ontology annotation, cellular component: L-type voltage-gated calcium channel complex. Lineage: Eukaryota; Metazoa; Chordata; Mammalia; Rodentia; Muridae. The coding region runs from base 1 to 3255 and encodes 1084 amino acids. Gene Ontology annotation, molecular function: voltage-gated calcium channel activity. The transcript is spliced from 38 exons. The record is from RefSeq and is a predicted model, not a curated record.
AUGGCUGCUGGCUGCCUGCUGGCCUUGACUCUGACACUUUUCCAAUCUUGGCUGAUCGGCCCCUCGAGCGAGGAGCCCUUCCCUUCGCCCGUCACUAUCAAGUCAUGGGUGGAUAAGAUGCAAGAAGACCUUGUCACGCUGGCAAAAACAGCAAGUGGAGUGACUCAGCUCGCUGAUAUUUAUGAAAAAUACCAAGAUUUGUAUACUGUGGAGCCAAAUAAUGCACGCCAGCUGGUUGAAAUUGCAGCCCGAGACAUUGAGAAACUUCUGAGCAACAGAUCUAAAGCCCUGGUGCGCCUGGCUAUGGAAGCAGAAAAAGUCCAAGCCGCCCACCAAUGGAGAGAAGAUUUUGCAAGCAAUGAAGUUGUCUACUAUAACGCUAAGGAUGAUCUUGAUCCUGAGAGAAAUGAGAGUGAGUCCAGCAGCCAACGGAUCAAACCCGUUUUUAUUGAAGAUGCUAAUUUUGGACGCCAGAUAUCCUAUCAGCACGCAGCAGUCCAUAUUCCCACGGACAUCUAUGAGGGCUCAACCAUAGUGUUAAACGAACUCAACUGGACAAGUGCCUUAGAUGAAGUUUUCAAAAAAAAUCGAGAUGAAGACCCUACAUUGCUGUGGCAAGUGUUUGGCAGUGCCACUGGUCUGGCCCGAUAUUAUCCAGCUUCUCCAUGGGUGGAUAACAGUAGAACUCCAAACAAGAUUGAUCUGUACGAUGUACGCAGAAGACCAUGGUACAUCCAGGGAGCUGCAUCCCCCAAGGACAUGCUUAUUCUGGUGGAUGUGAGUGGAAGCGUGAGCGGAUUAACUCUGAAACUCAUCCGAACAUCUGUCUCCGAGAUGUUAGAAACCCUCUCCGAUGAUGAUUUCGUGAACGUAGCUUCAUUUAACAGCAACGCGCAGGAUGUAAGCUGUUUUGAGCACCUGGUUCAAGCGAAUGUAAGAAAUAAGAAGGUGUUGAAAGAUGCCGUGAAUAACAUUACAGCAAAGGGGAUAACAGAUUAUAAGAAAGGCUUUAGCUUUGCAUUUGAACAGCUACUUAAUUAUAAUGUUUCUAGAGCCAAUUGUAAUAAGAUCAUCAUGUUAUUCACGGAUGGAGGAGAAGAGAGAGCCCAGGAGAUAUUUGCCAAAUACAAUAAAGACAAAAAAGUCCGUGUGUUUACAUUUUCUGUUGGUCAACAUAAUUAUGACAGAGGACCUAUUCAGUGGAUGGCUUGUGAAAAUAAAGGUUAUUAUUAUGAGAUUCCCUCCAUCGGUGCAAUAAGAAUCAAUACUCAGGAAUAUCUAGAUGUUCUGGGAAGACCAAUGGUUUUAGCUGGUGACAAGGCAAAGCAAGUUCAGUGGACAAAUGUAUAUUUGGAUGCACUGGAGCUGGGACUUGUCAUUACUGGAACUCUACCGGUCUUCAACGUCACUGGACAAUCUGAAAAUAAGACAAACUUGAAGAAUCAGUUGAUUCUUGGUGUAAUGGGCGUUGAUGUGUCUCUGGAAGAUAUUAAGAGAUUGACACCACGUUUUACACUGUGCCCCAAUGGCUACUAUUUUGCAAUCGAUCCUAAUGGUUAUGUCUUAUUGCAUCCAAAUCUUCAACCAAAGAACCCCAAAUCUCAGGAACCAGUCACACUGGAUUUUCUCGAUGCUGAGUUAGAGAAUGAAAUUAAAGUGGAGAUUCGACAUAAAAUGAUAGAUGGAGAAAGUGGAGAAAGAACGUUCAGAACUCUGGUCAAGUCUCAAGAUGAGAGAUAUAUUGACAAAGGAAAUCGAACAUACACAUGGACACCUGUCAAUGGCACAGAUUACAGUUUGGCCUUGGUAUUGCCAACGUACAGUUUUUACUAUAUAAAAGCCAAAAUAGAAGAGACAAUAACUCAGGCCAGAUAUUCAGAAACUCUGAAGCCAGACAAUUUUGAAGAAUCUGGCUAUACCUUCAUAGCACCAAGAGAAUACUGCAAUGACCUUAAACCUUCAGAUAAUAACACCGAAUUUCUUUUAAAUUUCAAUGAAUUUAUUGAUAGGAAAACUCCGAACAACCCUUCUUGUAAUACAGAUUUGAUUAAUAGAAUCUUGCUGGAUGCAGGUUUUACAAAUGAACUUGUCCAAAAUUAUUGGAGUAAGCAGAAAAAUAUCAAAGGAGUGAAGGCACGCUUUGUGGUGACUGACGGUGGGAUUACAAGGGUUUAUCCCAAAGAGGCUGGAGAAAAUUGGCAAGAGAACCCAGAGACGUAUGAGGACAGCUUCUACAAACGGAGCCUAGACAACGAUAACUACGUUUUCACCGCGCCCUACUUUAACAAAAGUGGACCUGGUGCAUAUGAAUCUGGAAUUAUGGUAAGCAAAGCUGUAGAACUGUAUAUCCAAGGAAAACUUCUUAAGCCUGCAGUUGUGGGAAUUAAAAUUGAUGUAAAUUCCUGGAUAGAAAAUUUUACCAAAACUUCGAUCAGGGAUCCGUGCGCUGGUCCAGUUUGUGACUGCAAAAGAAACAGUGAUGUAAUGGACUGUGUCAUUCUAGAUGAUGGCGGAUUUCUUUUGAUGGCCAAUCACGAUGAUUACACUAAUCAGAUUGGACGUUUUUUUGGAGAGAUUGACCCAAGCAUGAUGAGACACCUGGUUAAUAUAUCACUUUAUGCAUUCAAUAAAUCAUAUGACUAUCAGUCAGUGUGCGAUCCAGGGGCAGCACCAAAGCAAGGGGCAGGACAUCGUUCAGCAUAUGUGCCAUCGAUUGCAGACAUACUACAGAUUGGCUGGUGGGCCACUGCUGCCGCCUGGUCUAUCGUCCAGCAGCUACUCUUGAGUUUGACAUUUCCACGACUCCUUGAGGCAGUUGAGAUGGAGGAAGAUGACUUCACAGCCACCCUGUCUAAGCAGAGCUGUAUCACAGAACAAACACAGUACUUCUUCAAGAACGAUACUAAAUCAUUCAGUGGUUUACUGGACUGUGGAAACUGUUCCAGGAUCUUUCAUGUAGAAAAACUUAUGAACACCAACUUAGUAUUCAUAAUGGUGGAGAGCAAAGGGACAUGUCCAUGUGACACGCGGCUACUCAUGCAAGCGGAACAGACAUCUGAUGGUCCGGAUCCUUGUGACAUGGUUAAGCAGCCCAGAUACCGAAAAGGACCAGAUGUCUGCUUUGAUAACAAUGUGCUGGAGGAUUAUACCGACUGUGGUGGUGUUUCUGGAUUAAAUCCUUCCUUAUGGUCAAUCUUUGGACUCCAAUUUAUACUCCUUUGGCUGGUAUCUGGCAGCAGACACUACCUAUUGUGACCUUCUAAACCCCAGAUCUGCAACUAAAUUCCAAGC